Messenger RNA from Odontomachus brunneus, 1582 nucleotides. RefSeq lists its product as uncharacterized. Lineage: Eukaryota; Metazoa; Arthropoda; Insecta; Hymenoptera; Formicidae. The transcript is spliced from 5 exons. Gene Ontology annotation, molecular function: zinc ion binding; nucleic acid binding. The coding region runs from base 379 to 1548 and encodes 389 amino acids. The record is from RefSeq and is a predicted model, not a curated record.
CAAUAGCCACAGCAGGAAGUGACAUCAAAAUUCAUGACGUCACAAACUCGUCGAAGUGCUUUCGCAGUGCAAUGUAACCUAUUUAGGAAUGCUAUUGGUAAUACUGACAGUAUUUGUAGUAAAUAACGGAACGCAGCCAUAUACACAUUGGAUUCCGGGGGAUCACGGGUUUAUACGAAGAUAAAUCGUGUGACUGAUAUAGAUUACACGUCAAAACUUGAAUGUCAUACUGUUGCAUACGAGUGAAUAGGUAGUAACAAAAAGUUUGAUGUAGCUUUUAGAAUUUAUUUCGUAUAAUAUAAUAUUUUUGGUUUUAAAAGACACGUAAAGUUGAUACAAAUUUCAAUUUGUGCAACGUAGUGUGUGAUUUCUACAAAAAUGGGUUCUAGUUCUAGUAAAGGAAAAGAACAGGUUCUAGUACAAGAAAAGAAAAAUAUUUCUGAUACAAGAAGACAAGUUAACAUCAAGAGUGAUGCAAACUUGGAAUUUAAUUCUAAUAGAAAUACAAGAACAGCCGGAUAUGAUUGUUAUUUACAUAAUCAUGUCAAUAAUCCACCUAAGGUUUCUUGCAAACCGUUCAAUGAUUCAACCAAAACAGCUACCAACAAACCAAGAAGUAAAGUACCCACAAAUAUACCUGAUGUAUUGUCCUUAAAAAUACUUACAAAGGAUGACUUUAUACCAAUGUGGAUUUCAUGGAAGAAUGACUUCCUCACAAAUAUGAAGUUGAUUGAUCAAGCAGAAAAUAAUAAAGAAAAGUGGGGUAUCAUGCUCUUGAAUCGUUUGGGACUUGUUGGACAAGACAUAUACAGAACUUUUACAUUUGAUGAUAGUCAAGCGAAUGAUGAUAUAAAUGUAUUACUUGAGAAAUUUGAUCAUUAUUGCAUGUUUGGUGGCAAAAAAAGAAAACAUAAUGAAGAUAUUGAUGCAUAUGUAAAUAACUUGAAGGUAAUAGCAUCGAAAUAUACGACUAAUGUGGAUGAGAUAGUAAAGAAGAAAAUUCUGGAGGAAAUAGAUGUUGGAAAAUUUACAAACAAUGCUAAGAUCUUAAUUCCAGGAUUCUCAUUUCCAUCAAGCACAAUGUUUUUAACUAUACAAGAAAUAACACAUAUUUGGAUGAGGUAUGAAAAUGUAAGUUUUAAAAAAGAUGAAAAAAUUGUUAAUUAUACAGUUAAAAACUGUAGCAAGUGUAGUUUAGACCAUGCAAUAAAUUGCUGUCGAGCACAUGGUAGACAAUGUACGAAGUGUGGUAACAUGAAUCACCAUUGGAGCAGAUGUCCAUCUCAAUAUAAAGAGAAUUGUUCAUAUUGUGGAGAAAGUCACUUCUAUCGACAGUGUCCUGCUUAUAUGAAUGAAUGUAGCAAAUGUUGUAGACUAAAUCAUUUUUAUUGGAUGUGUGGAAUUUUAAAGAUCUUAAACUGCAAUUAUUGUGGUUUAACGCAUAUCGCGUCUAAAUCCGCGUGCUCUGCAGUAAAUACUAUAUGUGUAAACUGCAACAAAAUAGGUCACGUUUCAGGAAAAUGUCGGAAGAAUACACGUACAUUUUAAUUUGAAUUAGGAGCAUUGCUUUUACUUUUUGUUU